Linum tenue is the source of this 353-nucleotide messenger RNA. Lineage: Eukaryota; Viridiplantae; Streptophyta; Magnoliopsida; Malpighiales; Linaceae. The record is from the annotation of a GenBank genome assembly.
UCUCUUAACCUUACUUUCCACUCUGUCUCGUGUCCCGCAAUAAGUCGGCACUUUUCGAUCCAAACAUUUCUCCGCGCAGGGCAAAUAAAAUUCCCACUGUCACAUUUACAAGCAACCCUAUCUCUCCCUGAUGUAAUGCUUCCGCCAUCAUCUUCUUCUCCAUUCUCUCUCUAUCUCUUAUUCCGUCUCUGCUGCAACUGCUAUUGCAGAUCGCAGGAGAGCUCAUUCAUUAAUGGAGUGCAAAAUUUGAAAGGAAGAUGGAAUGCAUACUUGGGAAGAAUGAAGUUGAUAUUAUCGAGUAGAGUGAACAAGCUUAAUUGAAAAGGAGGAAAAAGCUUUCAAUUAAUCAUGUU